Molecule: messenger RNA, 1842 nt
Organism: Ylistrum balloti
Lineage: Eukaryota; Metazoa; Mollusca; Bivalvia; Pectinida; Pectinidae
Exons: 2
Coding region: 1-1842 (613 amino acids)
Source: RefSeq, a predicted model, not a curated record
AUGAAACGGCUGUAUGAUGCAGCAUCACUGAUGAGGACUAAAGGGAUGAAACAACUGUAUGCUGCAGCAUCACUGAUGAGGACUAUAGGGAUGAAACAACUGUAUGAUGUAGCAUCACUGAUGAGGACUAUAGGGAUGAAACGGCUGCAUGAUGCAGCAUCACUGAUGAGGACUAUAGGGAUGAAACAACUGUAUGAUGUAGCAUCACUGAUGAGGACUAUAGGGAUGAAACGGCUGCAUGAUGCAGCAUCACUGAUGAGGACUAUGGGGAUGAAACAACUGUAUGCUGCAGCAUCACUGAUGAGGACUAUAGGGAUGAAACAACUGUAUGCUGCAGCAUCACUGAUGAGGACUAUAGGGAUGAAACAACUGCAUGAUGCAGCAUCACUGAUGAGGACUAUAGGGAUGAAACGGCUGAGUAAAACAGGAACACACCUUAACGACAAUGUUGAUAGGAGUAAAAGAGACACAUACCUUAACGACAACGGACAUUGGAGUAAAACAGACACACACCUUAACGACAAUGGUCAUAGGAGUAAAACAGGAAGACACCUUAACGACAAUGGUCCUAGGAGUAAAACAGACACAUACCUUAAUGACAAUGGUUAUAGGAGUAAAAGAGACACACACCUUAACGACAAAGGACAUAGGAGUAAAACAGACACAUACCUUAACGACAACGGACAUUGGAGUAAAACAGACACACACCUUAACGACAAUGUUGAUAGGAGUAAAACAGACACAUACCUUAAUGACAAUGGUCAUAGGAGUAAAACAGACACCUUAACGACAAUGGACACACCUAGGAGUAAAACAGACACAUACCUUAACGACAAUGGUGAUAGGAGUGAAACAGACACACACCUAAACGACAUUGGUGAUAGGAGUAAUACAGGAACAUACCUUAACGACAAUGGUGAUAGGAGUAAAACAGACACACACCUUAAUGACAAUGGUUAUAGGAGUAAAACAGGAACACACCUUAACGACAAUGUUGAUAGGAGUAAAAGAGACACACACCUUAACGACAAAGGACAUAGGAGUAAAACAGACACAUACCUUAACGACAACGGACAUUGGAGUAAAACAGACACACACCUUAACGACAAUGGUCAUAGGAGUAACACAGACACAUACCUUAAUGACAAUGGUCAUAGGAGUAAAACAGGAAGACACCUUAACGACAAUGGUCCUAGGAGUAAAACAGACACAUACCUUAACGACAAUGGUGAUAGGAGUAAUACAGGAACAUACCUUAACGACAAUGGUGAUAGGAGUGAAACAGACACACACCUUAACGACAUUGGUGAUAGGAGUAAUACAGGAACACACCUUAACGAGAAUGGUGAUAGGAGUAAAGGAGACACACACCUUAACGACAAUGGUGAUAGGAGUAAAACAGACACACACCUUAACGACAAUAGACAUAGGGGUAAAACAGACACACACCUUAACGACAAUGGUUAUAGGAGUAAAACAGACACAUACCUUAACGACAAUGGUGAUAGGAGUGAAACAGACACACACCUUAACGACAAUGGACAUAGGAGUAUAAAAGACACAUACCUUAACGACAAUGGUCAUAGGAGUAAAACAGACACACACCUUAAUGGCAAUGGACAUAGGAGUAAAACAGGGACACACCUUAACGACAAUGGUGAUAGGAGUGAAACAGACACACACCUUAACGACAAUGGACAUAGGAGUAUAACAGACACAUACCUUAACGACAAUGGUCAUAGGAGUAAAACAGACACACACCUUAACGACAUUAUUGAUAGGAGUAAAACAGGAACACACCUUAACGACAAUGUUGAUAGGAGUAAGAGACACACACCUUAA